Setaria italica (foxtail millet) is the source of this 2075-nucleotide messenger RNA. Its product is annotated as alpha-1,3-mannosyl-glycoprotein 2-beta-N-acetylglucosaminyltransferase. The coding region runs from base 346 to 1674 and encodes 442 amino acids. Gene Ontology annotation, cellular component: Golgi apparatus. The record is from RefSeq and is a predicted model, not a curated record. Gene Ontology annotation, molecular function: alpha-1,3-mannosylglycoprotein 2-beta-N-acetylglucosaminyltransferase activity. The transcript is spliced from 19 exons. Lineage: Eukaryota; Viridiplantae; Streptophyta; Magnoliopsida; Poales; Poaceae.
UCAGAAUGUUGCCUUUGUCGUUAUCUGGCGCCGCUUCCGCUCCUUUCCCGUCGCUCCUUCUCCGCAGAGCAGAGUGCGCCGCCCGUGCCGCUCCUUCUCAGCGCGAGCAGCUUCUCGCCGGCGACCACACCUCACGCGACUCGAUCUGUUCUUUUUCAGAGGCUGUAGACAGAUCUGAGGGAAGGGAAGCACAGGGACGGGAGGAGGAGGAGGAGGAGGAGCUCGGCCGCCAUCCGUUUUACUCACGGGAAGAUCGACGUGCACCACCAAUACUCCUGCCUUGAAGAAUACAGUGAAAUGUUUUUACGGUUCUAAAAAAAAUUCGAUCAUUCCAAGAAGGCGGAGAUGGCUCGAAGCCCCUGCGACCUCCGCCUUCUCCUCCUUGCUGCCGCUGCAGCUUUCAUCUACAUUCAAGUGCGCCUCUUUGCAACACAAUCCCAUUAUGCUGACCGUCUUGCAGAAGCAGAAAGAUCUGAAAAUCAAUGCACCAGCCAAUUAAAGUCCUUGAUUGAUCAAGUCAGCAUGCAGCAGGAGAAGAUUGUAGCGUUGGAAGAGAUGAAGAUACGGCAAGAUGAAGAACGUGCACAGCUGAAGAUUCUGAUACAGGAUCUUGAAAAAAGGAGUGUGCAAAAGUUACUAAACAAGAAUGUGGUUCCUGUUGCUGCUGUUGUCAUAAUGGCUUGCAAUCGACCGGACUAUUUGGAGAGAACAGUUGAAUCUAUCCUGAAGUAUCAGACAUCAGUUGCUUCAAAGUUUCCGCUUUUUAUCUCUCAGGAUGGAACAAAUGGAGCUGUGAAAAAGAAAGCUUUGGAUUAUAAACAAAUAACAUAUAUGCAGCAUAUGGACCUUGAACCUGUGCGAGCUGAAAGGCCAGGAGAAUUGACAGCAUAUUACAAGAUUGCUAAACAUUAUAAGUGGGCAUUGGAUCAGCUAUUCAUUAAGCAUAACUUUGCUCGUGUAAUCAUUCUAGAAGAUGACAUGGAGAUUGCCCCUGAUUUUUUUGACUACUUUGAGGCUGCAGCUAAAUUACUUGAUAAUGACAAGACGAUUAUGGCUGUUUCUUCUUGGAACGACAAUGGGCAAAAGCAGUUUGUCAACGACCCAAAAGCACUUUACCGCUCGGAUUUCUUUCCUGGGCUUGGAUGGAUGUUAACAAAGUCCACUUGGAUUGAACUGUCACCAAAGUGGCCUAAAGCUUAUUGGGAUGAUUGGGUGAGGCUAAAGGAGGUACAUGGAAACCGGCAAUUCAUACACCCGGAAAUCUGUAGAACAUACAAUUUUGGCAAACAUGGAUCAAGCUUGGGACAAUUCUUUGAGCAAUAUUUGGAGCCCAUCAAGUUAAAUGAUGUUCAUAUUGACUGGAAUUCGGAGGAUCUGAGUUACCUUAGGGAGGAUAAGUUUUUAACCAAAUUUGGAAAAGAGGUGGCUAGUGCCAUGCCUCUCCAUGGAUCGGAUGCUGUGUUGAAAGCCCAAAACAUGGCUGCAGAUGUAAGGAUCCAAUACAACGACCAGGAAGAUUUUGAGCAGAUAGCUCGUCAAUUUGGAAUAUUCGAAGAAUGGAAGGAUGGCAUCCCAAGAACAGCUUACAAAGGAGUAGUGGUCUUCCGAUACAAGAGUAGUCCGAGGCGGAUAUUUCUUGUGAGCCCAGAUUCUCUUCGUCAGCUUGGGGUGUAGUGGUGUUGAGAAGAUAAAUUUCAUCAUGGAGCCCGUGGUGAACCCUUCUUUUAUCAAAUGGCAAAUGUCGGCGGAUCCGUUUAUUGAUUUCUGGAAUGGAGCAACCGGGAUGCAUGGCGAAGGAAAUUUUGAGAAGUGAUUGUCUUGGCCCAAGGGCCAAGGCACUGAGUAAUGGAGGCAUGGGCUUGGUUUAUUGGAACAUUUGCAAGAUUAGUCAUCAACAUUAUAUUUUUUUCCAUGAGUCCCUAAAUAUUUAGUUAGCAAGGGACUUUAAUCCUAGACUGUAUUUAGGGUUUACACGAUGCUGUGGAAUACACACGUUUGAAUGUAACAGCAGGGUACUAGUUGACCUGACACUCUCGAUCUUUAUGGUAAAAGAAAGGUGAUUUCAUUAUUGGUAA